Messenger RNA from Linum trigynum, 2674 nucleotides. NCBI's taxonomy places the organism in Eukaryota, Viridiplantae, Streptophyta, Magnoliopsida, Malpighiales, Linaceae. The record is from the annotation of a GenBank genome assembly.
UUUGAUGGAAUGACUUCCCGCCACAAUCUAUUUAUUUCCGCCGACGUCACGGACCAAAGGCUCAGCAAUCAGCAUUACGAUUUACGACACACCUCCUUCUAGAUUUUGUCUUCACGGCCACCAUCGCCACCGUCGAAAGUUACUUUCCCGGCAGUUUUGACUCCCGGCAACCACCGACGGUUACUCGACGGUUUUUUCCCGAAGAUUUCAAAUUUCUUUCGUCAACAGUUAGGUACUGCUCUCGCCAGUCCACUGCUUCAAGUAAGCGAACCAUUAUAAUGUCACGACCAGAAUUCCCACCGAAUAUCGAAGAGGAAGAGAUAUGCCACUCCAAUCCAUUCUCUUCUUCCUUCCGGUGCUUCAAUUGCUUUCCGCACAACUACACCCGGCUUUCCCAGGGCAGGGAAGUUGGACAACAAGAACAGCCCCAAGGCGGCUCUCGAAACCUCUAAUCGGAGACGACGGAACGAUCUAUACCUGUUCCCAGAGAUUCCUCUUGGCAUUCCAAAGCAAUGGGUCACUCGCCUGGACUUUACAUUUGGCUUACGAGUGCAAUCUCCGCAUGGCCCCUGUCCAUGGCGGACCAGGACUGAUGUUCUUGGUUGCAGAUGAUAGAGUUCUCAAGAUCAAUGUCAAGCACAUUGGGACUUCUGUGCCUGCUGAGGAAGUCUUCUUUGGACAGAAGGGUGGGGGUGAGAUCAUCGGCGUUGCAGUCAGCACGAUGAGUUCCACCGUGUUCAUCAAUGUCGAGAACCGAGGUUUGUUUGCCUGCGACAUGAAUGCGAAGCUGGUGUGGAGUGCUGGACCGCUGCUUUCUCAGUCCGGCUACCGGUUGGGAUGCAGGCGUGGAAUCAAGGACUGUUAUUUUGCUUCAGUACCUGUGAUUGACCAAUGUGAAGCUAGCUUGUUUAUUUCAAAUACUAAAGGGGAAGUUUAUUCCUUGUCACUUCGCGAUCCACGCUUCAACUGGGUCCAGGAUAUUAGCUUCCUUGAUACAGUUUUCACCAUCACGCCUGGCAACAAUGGAUGUUUGUAUGUUACUGUACCUGCCAAGGCGCUUGUUUUGGCUCUGGAUGUUUACAUGGGCAAUAUCCUUUGGCAGCAAGGGAUUGGACCUUUGCCUACUGAGGAUACUACACCUGUUGUGGAUUCAAAUGGGUGGAUAUCGUUUGGUUCGCUGGAUGGAUUCCUGUACUCAAUCUCACCAGCUGGUGUCGUGAAGAAAUUCAUGAAGGCAUCCAAAUCUAGUUCAGUUAUACAAGUCAGCCCAGUUGUUGAUUGCUCUGGGUAUGGAGUUUACAUAUCUCAGACGCAUAUGGAGGGGAAAGUUGAUCGUGUAAUUGGUGAAUACAAUUAUGUAUCAGCAAUAAGGCCUACUGGUGUGACCUUCACCCUGUUGGUUCCUGCAACUGGGACUGUAUAUUGGUCAGAAAGCUAUCCUGGAGAGUUACCAACUCCAUUUUCCCAAAGCGAUCUGAAUCGUUUUGUAGUUGAUGAGGGUGUUAUGCUUGCCUUCAUCGCUGCUUCAAAGUCUGGGAGUAGGCUUCCUUGCCGUACCAAAUUUGAGAAGCUUGUGUCCACCUGCUCACAAGCAAACCCCAAGCAUAUAGUUGACUACCCUGGUAACAGAAGAACCCUGCUGUUAUUUCUGUUGUUUGAGACCAUUGUCCUGCUAAUACUUGCUGGACUGGUGAGAUUCUGUUGCAUCUUCUGGAACAAAGAGAAGCUUCAGGGCCAAGGCUUGGGAAGCUUCCUUGGUAAAAGGAGGUAUCUUCAAAGGAGGAAGAAAGCAUUGGAGAGGACAAUCACUAAGCUCCAGGGAAGAGCUGCUGCUGCAGAAGAAGUAACUGGCCACCAAACCAUUGAAGAGAUAGGCAACCUCUUGAGGAAGCGGGGCAAGCUGGAGAGAAAGCUCUCAACAACUUACAGCUUGGGGAGAGACAAGUGUGGAAGAAUUGCCACAAGCAGUCCCGGAACUCUGCUUCCAACGUAUAAUAAUGGAGCAGGAAGAAGUUACUCGUUUCAGAGUGCAAAGAAAGAGAAUGUCACUAUCUUUGAUGCUGCUGCGUCCCAUGACACUUCAUCGUCGUCUUCUGCAGAAGCAGAGAGAAGCAGCAGUGAGGGAGAAGAGGAAGAUUCCAGCUGGACUACCGAAGAAGAGCAACACUACUACCAGGAGCCAUCUGCCAUUAAAGAGAAAGGAAAAGGCAUAGCAGACUCAGAAGCAGCAGAAAGUUCGAGUGACGAUGGAGUGGAAGUGAUGGCGAAGUAUCAGAGGUGGUUGUCAGAGCCUGGAUCAGGCUCAGCACAAGGAAGUGGCAUGGAAAGCAUGUCGCUGAAGAGAAGAAAGACACCGUCCUCAAUUAGUUAAAUUUUGUUAAGAAACAAAAGAUAGCUGAUAAGAGUAGGAUUCUGACUGAAUCAUUAUGUUAAAUUAGGGAAAUUAGUGUAACUGGAGUGGUGAAAUGUGCUCAUAAUUUAUGAGCUAGUACAUUCUGCAUGAUUUGACUCACAGAAAAGCAAGAAUUGUAUAUAUCCGAGAGUGGACUACAUUGUGCUUAAAUCGCGGUUCAAAUGUUUCAUACAAGUAGAAGUUUCAAAUACCGACUUGGACUCCGGUAGGCAGUUUUUCGAUUGAACAAAUGGUAUAGUUUAAGAAACACUGAUUCUAGAA